CCCGCCACCUAAAACCACCACAAAAGGCGGAAACCUAGAAUUAAGAAUAUGGUGCAAUUCCAGGAGCAUAUAAUCACAGAACUUCUAGAAGAUACCAAUGGCGGUUUAGUAGUAACCUCCUCUGGUCUCGGUCUGCAUAAGCUCAUCUCCUCCCUUUUCCUCCUCCACCACCACUCCCAAGGUUGCUUACUCAUCCUCUCCGCCACUCCGUCUCAAAAAGCCUCCAUCUUACGAAAUUACGAAAAUGUCACACAAUCUCAAAUCUCCGACGAAGUUCAAAAUUCACCGGCGGAGAUCACUUCCGACCUGCCGGCGAACCAGCGGCUGUCGCUGUAUUCUUCCGGUGGGAUUCUUUUCAUCACUUCACGGAUUCUCAUCGUUGACCUGUUGACUCGUCGUCUUCCGACGACUGCUGUCGCCGGACUUAUUGUACUCAAUGCUCAUUUGCUUUCGGAUACGUCUACGGAGGCCUUUAUUGUGCGUAUUUUGCGGUCAACGAAUCGUGAUCUCUAUGUUCGUGCAUUUUCGGACCGGCCUCAUUCCAUGGUUUCUGGAUUUGCUAAAGCUGAGAGAACACUUAAAUGCCUUUUCCUUAGAAAGCUUCAUCUUUGGCCUCGAUUCCAGGUUUAUGUAUCACAAGAUUUAGAGAGGAAUCCACCAGAGGUUGUAGAUAUAAGGGUACCAAUGUCAACAUAUAUGCUUGGGAUUCAAAAAGCAGUGAUUGAGGUGAUGGAUGCAUGUUUGAAGGAAAUGAGAAAGACUAAUAAGGUUGAUGUAGAAGACUUGACAGUGGAGAAUGGUUUGUUUAAGUCGUUCGAUGAGAUAGUGAGAAGGCAGCUAGAUCCCAUCUGGCAUACCUUAGGGAAGAGAACUAAGCAGCUUGUUUCAGAUUUGAAGACAUUAAGAAAGCUGUUGGAUUACCUUGUUAGGUAUGAUGCUGUAAAUUACUUGAAGUUCCUAGACUCACUUAGAGCAUCAGAGAGUUUCCGGUCCGUUUGGAUAUUUGCAGAGUCCAGUUACAAGAUCUUUGAGUAUGCGAAGAAGCGAGUUUAUCAUUUUGGGAGGUCAGACAGUGGAAAACUGGGGCAAAUUAAGACUGCAUCAACCAAAAAGAGAAAGCUUAAUGACAACAAGAAGGAUGAAGAUCAGUCAACUAACACAGAGAGCAGAGUUGUUUUGGAGGAAGUGUUGGAGGAGCCGCCAAAGUGGAAGGUCUUACUUGAUGUCCUAGUGGAGAUACAAGAGGAAAGAGAUAAACGAGCAUUGUCUGGAGAAGAGAAAGAUCAUCUAGAUGAAGGGGAUGAUAACGGGAUUGUUUUAGUUGCUUGCAAAGAUGAACAUUCAUGCAUGCAACUCGAAGAUUGCAUCACAAAUGGCCCGCAGAAGGUUAUGCGUGAAGAGUGGGAAAAGUAUCUGCUGAGCAAGGUACAGCUGCAGGCUUUACCAAAACGCAAUGCAAAGAAAGCUAAAGAGCUGAAAGGUUUCGGGGUACUUGAUGGAGUUGUCGCAACGGCUGGAAAGAAAGCAGAAGUUAGUAGCAUAAGCAAGCAGGAGCAUGAUGCACUGCUGGCAGCUGCAUCAGAAAUUAGCAAAAGAAUCAACAAGGAUACUAAUGCUGAAGCUGGUGAUCAGAAACAUGUAGAUGAUGGAGGUUUUGGUAAAGGAAAGGGUAAAGGAAAGAAAAAGAAAAGUUCUGCUGGUGAAAAAACCAACAAUGAUGUGGCAUCAACUGAUAAAGCAAUGGAAGGCGGCUUUUCAGAUGAAGUAUUUCAUCGAAAGCACGACCAAGGUCUGGAUGCUGAGUCUUCAAGAGAAACUAAGAAGCUCCCACCUGUGGUUUUCUAUGCCCUGGAGAGUGAUCAAAAAAUUCUUGAUAUUUUGAAGCCCUCUACCAUCAUUGCUUACCAUCCUGACAUUGCAUUUGUGAGAGAGGUUGAGAUCUACAAAGCUGAGAACCCUUUAAGAAAUGUUAAGGUGUACUUUCUUUUCUAUGAAGACUCUACUGAGGUGCAAAAGUUUGAGGCAAGUGUGCGUAGAGAAAAUGGAGCAUUUGAGUCCCUUAUAAGACAGAAAUCACUGAUGAUGAUUCCAGUAGAUCAGGACGGGCGUUGUCUGGGACUGGAUUCUUCCAAUGAGCCUCAGUCUGUUAUUUCCCAAAAUCUAAUAACCAGAAAAGCUGGUGGAAGAAGAGAAGCAGAAAAGGAAAUACAAGUCAUUGUGGACAUGAGGGAGUUCAUGAGUAGUCUUCCUAAUGUACUCCACCAGAAAGGUAUGCGCAUUAUACCAGUGACCUUGGAAGUCGGUGAUUACAUACUUUCACCAUUGAUAUGUGUAGAAAGGAAGAGUAUACAGGAUCUAUUUGGCAGUUUUGCAUCUGGCCGUCUUUACCACCAGGUGGAAAUGAUGUCACGUUAUUAUCGGAUUCCUGUUCUUCUUAUUGAGUUUUCACAGGACAAAAGCUUUUCGUUCCAGUCUGCUAGUGAAAUUGGUGAUGAUGUAACUCCAAAUAGCAUUAUCUCGAAGCUCUCCUUGCUUGUUCUCCACUUCCCUCGGCUUCGCAUUAUCUGGUCUCGCAGUCUGCAUGCAACAGCCGAAAUAUUUGCUUCUCUUAAGGCAAACCAAGAUGAACCUGAUGAGGUCAAGGCAAUUAGAGUGGGUGUCCCAUCAGAAGAGGGUGUCAUUGAAAAUGAUGUCAGAGCUGAAAAUUAUAACACAUCUGCAGUAGAGUUGUUGCGACGGCUGCCAGGCGUGACAGAUUCCAACUAUAGGGUAUUAAUGGAUGGGUGCAAAAGCUUGGCGGAACUUGCCAUGCUUCCAAUGGAGAGGUUAGCAGAAUUGAUGGGCGGUCAGAAGGCUGCCAAAAUGUUAAGGGAUUUCCUUGAUGCAAAAUACCCAACCUUGCUCUAGCUCCUAUUGGAUUUUUUUCAAUGCAAUUGUUCCAGGAUUAGGAAACCACCUAGCCAUACUGUUGUAUCAUCAUCGGCACGUCCCCAGUUCUUACCUGCUGGGAGAUGGGAAAAGAGUCUCAUGCCUUUUCCAUCAUGUAGUUCUUAGGUUACAUGAUAUUUAUUGCUUGUUCAUUUAUUUAUUAGAAUUUAGUUGUCAUUGCCAUUUGUGAGCUCAAUUAUGGAGCUUGUCUAUUGUAACUCGGUAAUUUAGAAGACUCUCUCUGGCAUGAUUCUUUCUGGAAGGAUGGGACAACAUGUAAUAUAUUUGAGAUGGUUGGCAAGGAAUUAAUAGGUGAAGCCAAAAUGUGUCUCA
Molecule: messenger RNA, 3261 nt
Organism: Nicotiana attenuata
Lineage: Eukaryota; Viridiplantae; Streptophyta; Magnoliopsida; Solanales; Solanaceae
Product: DNA repair endonuclease UVH1
Exons: 11
Coding region: 49-2907 (952 amino acids)
Biological process (GO): resolution of meiotic recombination intermediates; nucleotide-excision repair involved in interstrand cross-link repair; double-strand break repair via homologous recombination
Cellular component (GO): nucleotide-excision repair factor 1 complex
Molecular function (GO): damaged DNA binding; single-stranded DNA endonuclease activity; single-stranded DNA binding
Source: RefSeq, a predicted model, not a curated record